Messenger RNA from Phyllopteryx taeniolatus (common seadragon), 6852 nucleotides. It is a transcript of the gene thada, whose product is annotated as THADA armadillo repeat containing. Bases 171 to 5951 code for a protein of 1926 amino acids. The transcript is spliced from 38 exons. The record is from RefSeq and is a predicted model, not a curated record. NCBI's taxonomy places the organism in Eukaryota, Metazoa, Chordata, Actinopteri, Syngnathiformes, Syngnathidae. Gene Ontology annotation, cellular component: cytosol. Gene Ontology annotation, biological process: tRNA methylation.
UUAGAUACGAGUUUAAUCGUGAAGUGCAAUCCACCGGAAACUGUUGCGUUGGGGAAAGUGACGCAGGUCGGACGCUUAAACGCUGUUUCGGAAACCAGUGCCACAUGCUCGACUCAGAUUUAAGGCGAAAGGUUUGUUUCAAAUGAUGCAGAGUUGAAUGCUGCUGUGCCAUGGUGGUUAAAAAGAAGACACCCAAAGUCGAGGCUUUAGUUUUGGACGAAGAGAAACUGCACAAGCUUUUAGCAUCUCUAUCUGUGGAUGGAGGACAGGAUGAAGUCAGGCAGGUCGCCAAGACUUUGCAGUCCUGUCUGGAGCAGCAAGAGCCAGUACAACAGAUCCAGCUGGUCAAAAAGGCCGGUUCGCUGCUGGAGGCACUCUGCGAAGAGUCCGCUGAUGGAGAAAUUUUAGGAGCUUGUCUGCAGACAUUGGCCUUCGGCUACACUUCCCUGCAGGCCAAGAACCCCAUGAGACGUGCCAUUUCCAGUGUUCUGAAUUCAGUACCAACCUGGCUUCAGGAACGAACCACAGCUUGUCUGUCCAUGUGCCUGUCAGACUGUUUGUCUGAUCCAUCUCCAGACCAAUACUCACAUGUUGUGAACACCAUUGCUGGCUGCAUGGAGGGCUUCGCUCUGGGCGAGAGAUGCAUCAAUCAACUCCUUCCAGAAGUUUUGCAGUUUCUCCACAAGGGAUUAAGCGACUAUCUGAAUCAAAACAAUAGUGUCGCAGGUGGUCACAUUGCUCAAGCCCAGCUGAUGCAUUCCUGUCUGGCGGCAGUGAAAACAUCAAUGCUGGUCAUCCAGCGAUGCCAAGGUUCUAUUAGUUCUGCCCUUAGGAUCCACCAGACACUGAAGGACACACUUAGCAGCCUGCUGGACUGCUACAUACGUAUUAUUAUUGAUGAGGAGUUUUUGCAAGCAGUUCAGAGUACAUCCGGUAUGGCCGUAGUCUUAUUAAUCAGAUCUGUGAUGGGUUCUGGAGAUGAAGUUGCAUCUGUGGUGUGCAGUUUGCUCCGUAGCUCAGUGUACGGCUUGGACUCGGCGCCCGUGUGGAUUAAGCAAAAGUGUGAGCGCUUGUGUACAAGUGCUUGUCCGCCAGGUGUCUCUAUGUGUUUGUGUCAUGGGGCGCUUGUCAUGCUGAGUUGGAAGGGCUCCCCCCCUGGCCCACACUGGGAAACAGUGCUCCUGUUGGUCCCAAACACACUGCUGGAUCUAGAUGUCAGUAUAAAAGAGCCUAGUACUGUUAUGGUGGUAGUUCGGGUCCUGACGCUGUGGAGCAGUGCUGCCUUGGACUGCCUGCGAGGAAAGAGGCAGCUCUGUUCCCUCAGCCUCCAACAGUCACUCAGUGGAGGGUCUGAUUUACACCAACGCCUCCUGGAGUAUAUCUACUCCCACUGGGAGCAUCCCUUAGAUGGAGUCCGCCACCAAACAUGCUCCCUGUUUCGCAACCUGCUCCUUCUCCAUCAACAUGCCAAAUCCCCCACCUCUGAAGCAAAUCCGGACAGUUAUGUCAUAGAGCUCACACAAAGACUGUUCCAGCUCGAGUGGCACAUGCGGGGAAAAUAUGGAGCUUUAGGCUGCCUUGUGGAACUCUAUGGUGCUGGGUACCUGCUUAAGAUAGAGCCACAACUUCCUUCAUGUCUCCUGGGUCUGAUGAGUGACCAGACCUUGGCUCCAUAUGCCAGUGACCUUCUGGAGAGGCUUUUUAUCAGCCAUAAAGAACAGCUUGCUGCUGAAGCCUCAACAAAAAAACUGACCUUUGCAGAAGACUGGAUGGAGUGUUGGCACCGGACGUGGGUUACACCCCUGCUACAGGUGCUGUGUAGCGCGAGAGUGGACGAGACUAUUUAUAUGCUGGAUAAUUUCCUGCCAAAAUUGCUGCGCUGCAGCCCAUCCAGUCUGACAUACAUGGUGCAGGCAUUGCAAGACAGACUUCCCUGCAGCAAAGGUUCAGCUGGCAGCAGGGGUGCACUUGGUGCACUAAUGACAUGCCUGCGGGCAGCCAGGUCUCAAGGUGUGAUGCAGACCCCAGCAGAGGGUCUGUGGGGGGAACUGGCUCCUCUCAGCCUGGUUCGACAAGCACUCAUACAUAAAGAUGAUCAAGUGAAGAUGGAUGCUUUUGGGUUGGUGUGUGAAAGCAACCGCAGUACUGAGGUUUUGACCUUAGAGGAAAUGGACCUCAUUCACCACUUCUUGCUUCCCAACCUCAACUGCCAGUCACCAAGUGUCAGACAGCAGGCUGUCAGUCUUUUCAAGAAGAUGCUUUGCAGAGUAAAAGACAGUACACAGCUGUUGCUAAAGAGACAGAGCCAAGAGAGAGAGCAGGAGCAAAGAGCUAAUGACCAACAUACUCUAUGUCUUUAUAAGGAAUUCCUCCACGAGCUAUGUACAAAGUUGUUCGAUGUUUUGCUUCCCGGAGCUUCGUUCUCUAAAUGCCUCAUGUCCCUCCACUUGCUUGGUCUACUGGCUGAACUCUUCACUUUUGGGCCUGAUGGGUUUGGGCUUGGUGAAGUUGUGACCUCUACUUAUGCUCAGAAUGUCCUCAACUGUGUGGCAAGCAACUUCCUGGAAGUCAAACUACUGGCUACAAAGUUGCUACAGAAACUUCCUCUGUCAACAGUGGAACUAGAGGAACCAGGCGUGAUGUGUGGUAUACUUCACGCUGCGCUGGAUCUGACCACCAGCACCAAUCCUUUUGACAGUGUAACAGCUGCCCACCUGCUCAACCUGCUACUCCACCAGCCUAGUUUGAGUCAGGCACUACUACACCGUGCCCAGCAGCAGGGACUUGACUUCCAGCCUCCUUCCUCAUCGCCACAGGCACCUGAUGUUCAGGAGCUUAAUACGUUAUCUGUGAUUCAGUUCUUGCUGUGCUGUCUGGAGAUAGAGGUCUCCAAAGCGGAGCGUUGUCUCUUGCAGGCUGCCGCUUCCUAUCCUCUCUAUGGCCGAGCCCAUUGCAUCACUGCAGUCCUUCAGAAUCUCAACACAGAGUGUUUGUGUCACACAGAGGAGUGGAGGCGACUGGUGUCGGAGGUCAUCGCCAUGUGUUACAGAUUGUCAGAUGUGGUCUCUCCUGUUGUCCAGAGCGCCGCUCCUGAGGGGCUCAUCCCCAUGGACGUUGGCACAGACACAUCAUCAGGACUGCAAAGGAUCAUGCAGGAAAUUCAGCCAAGGGACACCAAUGAUUUCUUUACCAGUGCCAGAGAGCUGGAUACACAUGAUGGAAAGGGUCAGGAAGAAACCCAGACCACACACAUGGUGUCACCACACACCGGUGGUGAGGGCCACAGGGUGACAGCCCAGAUGGUGCUGGUGUGUUGCUGGCGGAGCAUGAAGGAAGCGGCUAUGCUGCUGGGGCAGCUGUGUCAGAGCCUGCCACUGCACUACACCAAUGACAACACACACCCACAUCCUGGGCUCAUCACAGAGGAACAGGUGGCUUGUAUUGGCUUGUAUUUCCGUCAGCAGCUCCUGCAGUCCCGUCAUCGUGGUGCCUUUGAACUGGCUUAUGUGGGCUUUGUUCGCCUCACUGACAUGCUAUGCAGGAGUGGUAGUAAAGUUCUUCAACAGCUUCCAGCAUGCUGGCUAUCCGAGGUUUUGGAAGAGGUCAAAUCAAGUGACCAGUCGUCCAAACUGUGUGCCACUCGGCGCAGCGCUGGAAUACCCUUCUAUAUUCAGGCUCUUGUCACUUCUGAGCCAAAGUCCUCCAGUUGCAGUCUGUUAAAAAGGACCAUGAGAGAGCUGAUUACCCUCGCCAUGCCUGCUGCUGGCAGAAAUACUGACAGUUCCACUGUUCCUCAGGUCCAUGCUCUGAACAUCCUGAGAGCUCUUUACAGAGACACUCGUCUGGGAGAAAACAUAAUUUGUUUUGUGUCGGAUGGAAUGCAGGCUGCUAUACUUGGCUUCACCUCUCCUGUCUGGGCAGUAAGGAAUUCUUCAACUCUUCUCUUCAGCACUCUGAUCACAAGGAUCUUUGGAGUGAAGAAAGGGAGGGAUGAACACUCAAAAAAAAACAGAAUGACUGGUCGUGAGUUUUUCACUCGUUUCCCAGCCCUGUAUCCAUUUCUACUGAGCCAUCUCAAGGAAGCAGCUGUGUCAGUGGAAAGUGACAGUGGUCAAGUGAAGCUGCAUCCCAGUCUCUUCUUGCUGCUGCUGGUCCUCAGCCGACUCUACCCGUUUACAAUGGAUGGCUCCUCUUCACCUCUGGGACUUGCCCGGUUCAUGCCAUUCAUCAUCAGAUGUGGUCGUUCAGCAGUAUAUCGGACCAGAGAGAUGGCAGCACGAGCCCUAGUUCCUUUUGUACUCAUCACCCAGGUCUCGUCAACUGUACACUCUUUACUUCAAGAGCUUCCUGAAGACACAGGACCCCAAAUCCAACACAACUACAUCCAUGGGACCCUUCUACAGGUACUAUUUCUGCUCCAGUCUUACCAGAGUGAGUCACACAGACCCCUGCCAGCAGGAAAUGGAAUUGGUGAAGCUGUCCUUCAGCACAUGUGGCUCGCCUCUCGAGAGAAUAGCUGCAUGGUCACCAGAGGAGCCUUUCUGGAUGUGUUGGUGUGUCUGUGUGGACCAAAGAUUAGUCUUCUGCAUGAUUCAGAGGUUAACAAGCUCCGUCAACAGACGUUGUCCGUCCUGUUGACCUCAACCUUGGUCACCAACAACAGCCCCACAUCCAACCAGGAGCCCGGCUGCAUUCAGUACAUGCUCAGCUUGACCAGGGUCGCCCUCAGUGCCAGCAUUGAGAUCCCUGAGCUAUGGGGGAGGCAUCAGCUCACAACUCCGCUCCUGGAAUGUCUGCUAAAUUGUCCACAGUAUGAGGUUAGGGAGUUGGUUCUUGAGAGGGUCGUGAUGAGACUUAAAGAGGGGGAAGACCAGGAGAGGCCGCCUGCAUGGCUAAAUGAGAGCACCGUGUUGAACCUGACAAGACUAGCUCUUCAUGAGAGACACCCACAGUGUCUGGCCAAGGUGCUCCAGGUGUUGAGUGUUUUGAGCUGUGGUGAUGCGCUCCAUUGGAUGGAUGGUGUGCAACAUUUGUCUCAGGACAAUUUUCUGCUGCACCUGCUUACUCUGGCUCAGAGGACUGCACACAGUGUGGAGCUGUAUUGUGCAGCCAUGACACUGCUAUCUCAACUGGUAGUCCCGGUUGCAAACUCUGAUUCGAAGGGUGCAAGUAUAAUGACUUGCUUAUCUCAGUGGGGAGCACUAGUGUGCUCAUCCUGCAGUGAGGAACAGCCUGUGGAAGUAAAGCUGAUGGUUGCCAAGGUUUUGGUCAACUCCACAGGCACACUACUGACCAACUCUGAGCUGCCGCUUGGUCUGGUCAGCACAGUGUCUCUGUGGAAGAGUUUGUUUAUGCUGUUACAGGAUGAAGACCCGGAAGUUCGCAGUUCUGCCUGUGACUUUAUUGGUAAUGCACCAAGUCAUCAGAUUAGUGCAGAUGUGGCAGGCAUGACGGUGUGUCCUCCUGUAGCCCUGGACGUCGGGGUGAGGCUCUUGUGUCACCUGUUCGAACUGUGGAAGCAGGUACCGGCAGGCAUCCUAGCUCUGACAGAGUGGCUGCUGGGAGAGGGAGAAGACAAUAAGGAGGGAGAUUCAGAUGACGCCUCCAGUCUGGAUGAAGAGGACUUCCUGUUUGAAAAGGGCAACCUUAACCUGUGGGCCGAGCCAGUCCAGUGGGUGAAGCUGCUUCACAAACACCUCAUUUCCCACAUUCUUAUCUACAAACAGACCAGAGAUUUGGGACGUGCGGAACUGGAGCAGGCUCAGGCUCAAAUCGACACACUGACCUUCAAUGCCCGAGCCAAACUGUUGCGCUCCAAACAAGCCUUGGACUCUCUCCCAGUCCUGCCCCAGUUCUCCUGCCCCAUGGAGCACACCCAACUGGUAUUGCAGCAGCAAAGGGCCACUCUGGCUCUGGAUGUGCUGGACAUGCUGAGAGGAGAAAUUGAGUAACAUCGCAAUGUUGUAAAAACUAUCAGACAGCUUUUCCUGAGUGAUCGUGAAUAUAACAACCUCAAACAGGUUUUUUUUUUUUAUCAUAUAUUUACCCUCUUAUUGAUUUUAAUUGUUAUGACUGUUUUUCAUUGAUGUCUGAAAUGAAGCCUUCUGAGAAGUUAAUUUUGAGUCAUGUGUUAUUGUCCAAAAUGAGUUAGGGUUCGCUGGAAAUUACACAAGAAAGUGGCACAAGACUAACACGUAGUCAUCUUGAUACUUCAUCCGUCCAUCCAUUUUCCAUACCGCUUAGCCUCACUCGGGUCGCGGGCGUGCUGGAGUUGAUCCCAGCUGACGCUCAGCAAGAGCGUCACCCACCUUGCAAAUUGUGAGUAUAUGUUGACUUCCUUUAUUUUCCUGGUGUUUAAUGAUCCUUCCAAUUGGACUUUGUCGUGUCAUUCCCUCUCGUUAUAUAAUAUAGAUGAUAGCACAAUAGACUACUGUCAGUGUGCCUGUGUGUGUUCAUGGUGCCCAUAUACUCAUUGACCUUUCUCCCUCCCUGGUAUCCAUGUUCCUUGUUACAGUAAAACUGACGUAAUGUUUUGAAACUGCUCAACAUCCCCUAAUAAAAACAGAGUUGUCUGAUUAAGAGCGGUUCCUGUGGACAAGGGAUUUCUCAAGAACUUCACCGUGUCUGUCCUUCACAUUAAACUGUUUAUCUCAACGGCAGAGAGCAAAUGGGGCAACUGGUCCUAGAGCAGCUCUCAGCCUAUUUUUAGGUUGGUAGUAGUAGAUUCCAAAGUCUUAUGUCAUUUUUUUUUUUCCCAUGCCUGUUUCUAUUUCCUUCACCUCUCUCCCUUCGUCAACUCGGGAGAAUAUUAAAUCAUGUCAGAGACUGAAAAAUAAACGAUAUAUUUUUAGA